Molecule: messenger RNA, 2190 nt
Organism: Thlaspi arvense
Lineage: Eukaryota; Viridiplantae; Streptophyta; Magnoliopsida; Brassicales; Brassicaceae
Source: the annotation of a GenBank genome assembly
AUGGCUAGCAGCGAGAUUAGGUCGGAGAAGUUGCAUCCAAGCAAACUAAGACAGAGUUUAAGGAAGAUCAGAAUGAAGUGUUUGUGUUCUGGUGAACAAAUGCAGCUCAGAGAGGAUGAAGACAAGCGAUCUGAGCUAGGAGUAGGCAGAGACUACAACGUGAGCUCGGCUUUAUCAGCUGCAGAGAGUGAAAAUGCCAAGAAACUAGAUAACGGGAACAUCGAAGAAGCCGAGUUAUCUCUGCGUGAGACAAGUUCAUUGAACUACGAGGAGGCGAGAGCACUUUUGGGAAGGAUUGAGUAUCAGAAAGGAAACAUAGAGGCGGCAUUGCGAGUCUUUGAAGGGAUAGAUAUCAAUGGGAUCACAAUAAAGAUGAGAACCGCUUUAACCGUUAGAGAAGAACGGAACAAACAUAGAAGACGGUCUAAAGGCGGACUCGGUUCUGCUCCUCCGCCUCCGAUGUCCAAACAUGCUUUUUUGGCUAAACAGAGAAUUCUUCUUCUUGCAGAAGCUGCGCAGUCUUGUAGAGUUAUUCUUGAUAUAGUCGAGGCUUCGUUAUCGGAAGGUGCGUCGGAAAAUGUCACUGGUGAUAUUAAGUUGCAGGAGACGCUGACGAAAGCAGUUGAGCUGCUUCCUCAGUUGUGGAAGCUCGCUGACUCGCCUCGUGAUGCUAUCUUGUCGUAUAGACGAGCGCUUCUCAACCACUGGAAACUCGAUCCGGAGACGACGGCGAGAAUACAGAAAGAGUACGCCGUGUUUCUUCUCUAUUCAGGUGAAGAAGCAGUGCCGCCGAACCUUCGCUCUCAGACGGAGGGAUCUUUCAUCCCGAGGAACAAUGUGGAGGAAGCUAUUCUUAUUCUCAUGUUGCUUCUCAGGAAAGUUAACCAGAAAAGAAUCUUGUGGGAUGCGGCGAUCUUGGACCAUCUCUCGUUCGCUCUUACAAUCGCAGGCGAUCUAACCGCUCUCGCUAAGCAGCUCGAAGAGCUCAGCCCCGAGAUAUUGGACCAGAGGGAGCUUUAUCAUACAUUGUCUCUGUGUUACCAAGGUGCAGGGGAAGGUCUUGUCGCGCUCGGUUUACUGAGGAAGCUGUUUUCAGAACGGGUGGAUCCAAACCGGAUCUCCGGUUUGCUGAUGGCUUCCAAGAUAUGUGGUGAGAGGUCUGGUCUCGCCGAGGAAGGGCUAGACUAUGCCCGGAGAGCUAUUGGAAACUUGGGGAACGCAUGCGUGCAGUUAGACGGUGCGGCUCGUCUAGUUUUAGGCAUCACGCUCACGGAAAGCUCGAGAACGGUUGCUACGGAGGCCGAGCGGGUAGCUAGGCAAUCCGAGGGGAUGCAGGCGCUGGAAUCUGCGGAUAUGACAGACACGAGAGUCCUGCACCGUCUUGCGUUGGAGAAUGCAGAGCAGAGGAAGCUGGAUUCGGCUUUAGCGUAUGCUAAGCGGGCGUUGAAGCUUGGAGCUGAGUCGGAUCUUGAAGUAUGGUUGCUUCUUGCUCGGGUUUUAUCCGCGCAGAAGCGGUUUUCAGACGCAGAGACCAUCGUUGAUGCGGCGCUUAACGAGACAGGGAAGUGGGAACAGGGGAAGCUGUUGCGUUUGAAGGCGAAGCUUCGUUUAGCUAAAGGAGAAGUUAAGGAUGCUAUAAAGACUUACACACAACUUCUCGCACUCCUUCAGGUUCAGAGCAAAAGCUUCAAUUCUACUAAGAAGCUUCCAAAGGGAUAUGUAGAGGGAUUGAGGAGUCUGGAGCUUGGGACGUGGCAUGAUCUUGCUCAUAUCUACAUUAACCUCUCGCAAUGGCGUGACGCAGAGACAUGUCUCUCGAGAUCAAGACUCAUCGCGCCUUACUCUCCUACUCGAUACCACACUGAAGGUGUACUGUACAAGAGACAGGGCCAAUUAGAAGAAGCGGUGGAAGCGUUCUCAACCGCUUUAGACAUCGAUGUGAUACACGUCCCGAGCCUGAUAUCGAAGGCUGAGAUUCUACUGGAGCUCGGGAACAGAUCAAGCCUAGCAGUUGUUAGAACUUUUCUAAUGGAGGCUCUUAAGAUUGAUAGGCUGAAUCCGUCGGCUUGGUACAAUCUUGGGAAGAUGUUUCAAUCUGAAGGAUCCGUCUCGUCUAUGCAAGAAGCCGUCGAGUGUUUUCAAGCCGCCGUUACACUGGAGGAAACUAUGCCGGUGGAGCCAUUCAGAUGA